GGAAAAUCUGUGUCACAAUUCCGACGAAACGAGCUGCGACACGUUGGGCCUGGCUGAGCUGGGACGAAUGUGUAUGCCAGGAUCCUCUUGUGCCAUUGUUCAAGACAAUGGCCUGGCUGCUGCGUUCACAAUUGCUCAUGAGAUUGGUCAUGUGCUGAGCAUGCCCCACGACGACGACGUGAAGUGUUCAUCUUUCAGAAAUCGCUCUGGCGUGCACAACAUAAUGUCAAGAAUGCUGGAUGACAACACUUUCCCCUGGGAAUGGUCAAAAUGUUCCCGACACUAUGUCACCGAGUUCCUUGAGGCCGGAAACGGAAACUGUCUGCUGGACAGGCCGGAUAACAUAAUGCUGCGAGAUGACCCGAGCAGACUCCCAGGCGAGGAUUACACGGUGAACAAGCAGUGCGAGCUGGUAUUCGGCAACGGAUCUAGGAUCUGCUCUCACAUGGUGGGUGAUGUGUGCAGGAGACUGUGGUGCACCACACCGAACGGAGACCAUUACGAUCAGUGUCGUACCCAGCACAUGCCGUGGGCUGAUGGAACCGCCUGCGACCGAGACAAAUGGUGUCAUCGAGGCGAAUGCGUCUCCCGUAGAAAUCUCAAGCCAGUGGAUGGCCAAUGGGGCGAGUGGGGACAAUAUGGGAAAUGCUCGAGAACCUGCGGCGGUGGUAUCAAGAAAAGGUUCCGCGAAUGCAAUAAUCCACCCCCGCAGAACAACGGCCGUUACUGUAUCGGCGAUCGAGUGAAAUAUCGCAGCUGUGGCACCAAGGAAUGUCCACCGGGAAGCCCCGAUUUCAGUAUCGCCGCAGGACCGUUGUAAAUUGUACUGCCAAGUGGAAAGCAAUCAAUAUUACAUGCUGGCGGAAAAGGUGAUCGACGGAACACCAUGCGGCCGAGAUACCUUUCACAUAUGCGUGAACGGCCACUGUAAACCAGCGGGAUGCGAUCACGUUUUAAACUCAACGGUGGAACUCGAUAUCUGCGGCGUAUGCGGAGGCGACAAUUCCACCUGCCAGUGGAUCACCGGCUCUUACAACUCCACCCAGUACGGCUACACCAGAGUCGCCAAGAUCCCAGCGGGUAGCAACAACAUUGACAUCAGGCAGCACGCUUGGAAGGACAUGGUAGACGACAGCAAUUACCUCGCUUUGCGACUUGGAGAAAAUGGAAAGUACAUACUGAAUGGGAACUUCAGGGUGAUGACCCAAAGGGUGAUCGUCGAAAAUGGCGUCACCAUCGAGUACAGUGGACCUGAAUCAGUUGUGGAACGUCUGAAUACUUCCAGACCAAUUGAAACUGACUUAAUUCUAGAAGUACUGUCAGUAACGGAAUCAAAUCCGCCUCAAAUCAGUUAUGAAUACACGGUACCGAGGGACAUUUUAGAGAGCUACAAAUGGAAAUUAAGUAAUUGGUCAAACUGCAGUCUCACUUGUCAAGGUAUGAAGUAUCGCAAGGCUGAGUGUAGAAGUAUCGAGUACGAAGAGGUCGUCGCCGAUGAUUAUUGUCGCGAGUCAGAAAGACCACGAGAAGAGAGUCAAAUGUGCAAUAAUUAUUGUAUAUUAGAAUGGAAUAUCACUGAAAUCUCUGAAUGCUCGAACCACUGUGGUCCAGGAACUCGCAUGGUCACUUCUAGAUGUAUACAAAGGCUGUUGAACUCGAAUCAUCCACCUCGUCCAAUUCCAGCGCAACUGUGCGCUCAUCUUAAACGACCAAACGAUACGAUACCUUGCAUGGGUCCAUGUGAAGAUGCCCACUGGCAUUACGGGAAAUGGAGCGCUUGCAAUACCACAUGCAGAGGUGGAAUUCAAUAUAGGACAGCUAUCUGCGUAGACUCGAAUCGGAGACAGAUUUCUGAAGAGAACUGCAUAGGACAGAAGAAAGAUUUGGAAAGGACAUGUGGAAACGAAGAAUGUCCCAAAUGGGAAUUCAAGAACUGGAGUCAUUGCUCAGUAACAUGUGGUAUAGGGAAGAGACACAGACAUUUCGUGUGUCAGAUACAGAACCGCGUUGUUUUAAACAGUUACUGCGGUGACACCCCUCCUAUUGAUACUGAGGUUUGCAAUCCUGGCCCUUGUGAACAAUGGCACACUGGUGAUUGGAGCCCGUGUUCAGUUACAUGUGGUGAAGGCACAAAGCGACGAAAAGUUAUAUGCAAGUCAGUUGAUGGGAUAAUCAGUGACAAAUGUUCCUCGUCCAAUAAACCAGACAAUACUACUAUCUGUGAGCUAAAGCCUUGUCCAGUGAUAAACAAAACGCCGAUCAAAUAUUCCUCUGAUCCACCAUAUGAAAUUCCUUCUCAGCAAGAUAAUGAAAUUCAUGACAUAAUCUUCCGUUAUGGAUAUAAAUGGCAUGUUCAAACACAGGAAAUGUGCUCCAGACCAUGUAUCAAAGGUUAUAGGAACGUAAGGGUAAAAUGUGUUUCCAUUGAAACAGGAGUCAUUGCACCUGAUAGUUAUUGUGACAAUGAGAAGAAACCACAUACUGAGAUUCCUUGUAAUCAUUAUCGCUGUCCAAGGUGGAUUUACAGUGAAUGGACCCAGUGCAACGUAGAAUGCGGACUAGGACAUCAAUAUCGACAAGUACGUUGUCAAAGUCCACGUGGUGAAAUUUUAUCAGACGAGAACUGCCAUGACAUGGAAAAGUCGGAAAUAGUGAAAACAUGCCGAAAGAAGCCGUGUAAUGUUCCCGUGGACCGAAAGAAUCGAAUGGAAACAAAUAUUCUGCGCAGAUGGAAACCUUCAGACUGGAGUACCUGUUCGAAAUCGUGCGGUACCGGACAUCAAAGGCGAAAAGUGGAGUGCACAAUGAGAAGAGGAAACCACGGGCCGGAAAUGACUGUAAAGGACGAGCAGUGCUCGAAGCUUGGUCUGAGAAAGCCGAAAACGCAGAGGCCCUGCCGACGUAUUGCCUGCAACUUUAUUUGGCAAGAAGGACCUUGGUCUGAGUGUUCGAAAAAAUGUGGCGAAGGAAUUCAACGGCGAUUGGUGACCUGCCACCGUGUCAAUCGUUACGGAUUGAUCGAUCAUAUGCCCAGUGAUAAAUGCCCGAUGGAUCAGAAGCCUAAAUCUCAACAGUCUUGCAAAUUACGAGAAUGCGACGAUAAGUAUUACUGGCGUGCUGAUCCGUGGAAGAAGUGCAGUCACACUUGUGGCACGAAGGGUCGCAAAACACGAAGGCUGUACUGCGUGACCGCAGGCGGUAAGAAAGUGAACCGUUUCUACUGUUCUAAAAAGUUCAAACCGUCUCGGAGGGAAAAAUGCAAUGAAAGGAAGUGUUACGCGAUGUCUUGCUACGAGGCGAAAACCUACUUCAAUGCCACCAAGGAUGGCGAGUAUACUUUAGUCAUGGCUGGGAGAAACAUGUCGAUUUAUUGCCAUGGAAUGUCGACUUCUCAACCAAAGGAAUAUUUAACGCUGCCAGCUGGCCCCGAAGAGAAUUACGCGGAAAUAAAUGAUCAAAGAUUGAACGAUCCUUAUAUUUGUCCGUAUAGUGGACCGAGGAACAGCAAUUGUAAUUGUUCCACUAUCGGGAAGACAACGUUCAGGAGGGUACGAAUUGAUCCUAUAGAAUUGUCUGUCAUAGAGAAUGAUUAUACAUUUUCGCGGAUGACAGGGUCAAAUCGUGUCGAAUAUGGCACGGCUGGUGACUGUAAUAGCAUUGCACACUGUCCUCAGGGUCGUUUUAGUAUUAACUUAAGAGGCACUCAAUUACAAUUAUCGUCCAGUGUUGUUUGGACGUCAACACAUGGAACAUCGAAAGAGAUCAAUAAUAUUGUAAGUGUAUCAUUCUAUUUACUCGUCCAUUUAAAAGGACAUGUCAUAUAUUUGUACAUGAUAUUUUAUUUGUUAUUCAUUUAUAUAUAACUACGUCUGUAAUUUCAGAGCAGCCAGCAUGUCAUCGGGAAAUGUGGAGGCUAUUGUGGCUUUUGCAAGCCGAAGAACGGAUUAAAACUAGAUGUUUUGCCACCC
Messenger RNA from Heterotrigona itama, 3968 nucleotides. Lineage: Eukaryota; Metazoa; Arthropoda; Insecta; Hymenoptera; Apidae. The record is from the annotation of a GenBank genome assembly.